Molecule: messenger RNA, 1923 nt
Organism: Sporisorium graminicola
Lineage: Eukaryota; Fungi; Basidiomycota; Ustilaginomycetes; Ustilaginales; Ustilaginaceae
Exons: 1
Coding region: 1-1923 (640 amino acids)
Biological process (GO): retrograde transport, endosome to Golgi
Molecular function (GO): phosphatidylinositol binding
Source: RefSeq, a predicted model, not a curated record
AUGAGCUCGGGACACAACGAUGACCUGAACCCGUUCCAAAUCCCUGAAGAUGAGAGCAAAGCAUCCGGAGCAAACCAAGCAUCAACACCGUCCUCGCACUCUUCAUUGCAAAAUGGCACCAAUGACGCACGUCCAUCCAACUCGAAUGGCAUUCAAGAGGAUGACGACGACCAGGGCUGGACCGGCUCUUCUUCGCGAGCUCAAAUGACCGCUACGGCUGAUCCUUCAUCCGAUAAAACCCGCUCUUCCUCGCCUUCUUCCGCCCACCGUGCUACCUUUGCCUCGCCACCAUCCAUCAUUGAGAUCAUCGAUGCGCAAAAGUCGGGCGACGGCGGCUCGUCUUUUAUCGUCUAUGUCAUUCAGAACGGCACCGCCGAAGCAAAGAGGAGGUAUUCCGAGUUCGAGGCACUGCGUGAAGCGCUCAUCCGGCUGCAUCCCACCAUCAUCAUUGCGCCGAUACCUUCCAAACAUACGCUCAGCGACUAUGCGGCCAAGCAGAGCAAGGCAAAGGAAGAUGCCACCAUCAUUGCGCGUCGUAAACGCAUGCUUCAGAGCUUCCUGCGCCGAUGCGACAACCACCCCAAGCUUCGGGGUGACGAGGUGCUCCAAAAGUUCUUGGACGGUCGUUACUCUUGGAACGACAUCACUGCUUCGCCUCCACUCGUACAUCUACCCAAGAACAACCUGCGCGCGCCCGUGCAGAACCCGGCCGAUCCGCACGCCAGUCCAGCAUAUGCCCACCUGCCUUUGCCCUCGGCGGUUUCUUCGUUGCGACACCCGAAUCAGCGCUUCAUCGAUUCCGAAGCUUUCACCAAUCGCUUCGCCAAUCAUCUCUCAGGCAGCAUGGAAAAGGUCAAUCGCCGACUGAUGAGACGGUGGACAGAAGCUUCCACCGAUUAUGCUGAGCUCGGCGCAAUCCUCAACGGCUUUUCGCUCACCGAGUCUGGUCAGCUUGCGACUGCCAUCGAGCGAACGGGCCAAGCUGCCGAUGCUGCCUACAUUGCAACAGGUCAGAUGCUCAAGCAGUGGGAAGAGAAGUUCACUGAGCCUCUGCACGAGUAUACACAGUUUGCCGCUAUCCUCCAAAAGCUGCUCAAGUGGCGCCACCUCAAGCAUCUGCAGUACGAACUGGCACAGGAUGCGCUCGAGGCGAAAAAGACGCAGCUGGAAGAGCUGGAGCGCGUCGAGAAUGAGGCCAAGCGACUGGAAGAGGCGUUGGAGCGCGGUGGGGCCGGGUUGGUCAGCGGCGGUGGUCGCGUGACCGGUGGCGGCAUCGACGCGAACGGUAUCCGCGACGGGGUUGGAUCCGGUUUCCGUCCCUCUGCUUCUGUGUAUGGACGAGCCAGCGGAGAGGAGGGCGACAGUGCAAACGACAGUAACGUCAAAGGGCGUGGCAGUACCAGCAACGGCAACGGCGAUGCUACUUCAUCCACAACAGACGCCAACGGCGCUGGCAGUGCACGAUCGCGAGCAGCCUCUCCUCCCUCUUCGCCCUCGAAGCGUUCGUCGUCACGCUCAACAGGCUACGGCCUUCUGGGCGCUAUCACACACACGUUUCAAAGCGUCAUGGACGUUGAUCGAGACGCGUCACGCCGCAGCAACAUCUCGAAGCUUCGCGAAGAGAUCUCUCUGCUCGAAGAAGGGCUCUCGCUCACCUCUAACGAUCUGCACUACGCUACCACCGCGAUCCAGGCGGACCUGGACCGAUUCCAGAGGCAGAAGGUGAGCGACUUGAAGGAGAUGAUGCUCGACUUUGCCAAGAUGCAUCGCGAGUUUGCGCAGGCGAAUCUGGACAACUGGAAGGAGGCCAAGCUGGAGAUUGAUGCGGUGGAGAAACCGGCGGGGAUGCCAGAGAGCAGUCUAACCAGGAGGGAUCGCGAGGGGGUGUCGACGCCGGGGGCGAGUGCACGGAGGAGGUCGUAG